AUGGACAAGCCGUCCACUCCCGCCGUCGCCUCGCUGGCCCCGCCGGCCGUCCAGUCGCUGCGAGCUCAGCAGACGACGGCCAUGGAGAGAUCCAUCAGCCAGGACAUCCGGGAAGAGCGUGAGGAACUGCGAGAGGCGGCCGAGCAGACGCUGAAUGCCAUUGCAUACCUUAACCUCGACGGCACCAUCAAGUGGGUUAGCCCUUCUUGGACCGACGUUGUUGGCACAAAGGUCGAAUCCGUCGAGGGUGUACCCAUUUCCGAUUUGAUAGCCAGCGAAAACAAGUCCAUCUUUACCGAUGUAGUUGAGUCGAUGAAGAGGGACGACUCCAAGAGCCACAGGGUCCGCUUCUCUGUCGUCUUGGGCCCUCUGUCAAAGUUACGCUCGUUGGACAGCCUUUCGGCUCUCGAUCCAUCACAAGUCCCACAAACGGAGGUGGCCGAUCUCGAGGCACAGGGUAUCAUGGUGUACGACAGUGCCUCGGGCGGUGAAAGCCAUACAAUGUGGAUGAUUCGUCCGUGGAUACCACACGAAGUUCAAAUCGAUCUCCCCGCCGUGAUUGUCGACUCCCUAGGCUCGGGUGUCGAAAUCCUCGCCGGUAUCCUCACCCGCAUAGCAGAAGCUGCAAGCGAAGAAUCAGAAGGGCCAGAACCUCCGCCUCCAGUUCUCUGCCGCAUUUGCGAGCGUCAGAUACCGCCCUGGUGGUUCGAAAAGCACACGGACCUGUGUCUCCAAGAGCACCAUGCUGAAAUGGAUGUGCAAAUGGCUCAGGAGAGCCUGAGUGAGCAUAGAAACCACAUUGUCAAGGUCCUUGACGCUCUAGAAUCACGCAAGAGCCGAUCAUUGACUGGCGGCGACUCGCCCAAUCUUCCCGUCGCCGAAUACAAGGGCCAGCCUAUUGGCCCUCCGCCAUCGGCACAAUCAUCCCCUGGGACUUCGCUCGCUCGUUCGCGAGAAAGACCAGGCGGGUUCGGACACGCCAGAGCCCGUUCCUUUGCCAUUCGUCGACCACAAGCACGUAUCGUUGAGCUCCUGUUGGAUCUAUGCGAUACCGCCAUUGAAAUCAGCUGCCCGGGUAUCAAGGAGAGCUCUUCGCAGCAUGGCAACUGGGAACUGCGCACCCAAUCACCUCAAUCGGAAUCGAGAAUCUCGCAAGUGCUCCAAUGGCAGUCGCCAAGCUCCAACACUCUCGAGCAAGAACAAGGUCUGGCAUUGCUCUGCGAGGAUACUGAAAAGGUGGCUCGAGCCAAGGUGGAUGCUGUCUUCCGCCAUCGGCAGAUUAUUGAAUAUGCGGAGCGAAUUCGCAUCGAGUUUGCGGUUCUCGUGCAAGACUGUAUUGAUGAGGCGACCAGAAAAGCCGCUCGCAUUGCCGAGGGUCGGUUUAGUGAUUCCACCGAAGACGAGCUUGAUGAGUCGGAAGCAUACACAGAAGACAUUGAAGUGAGGAGUGAAACCACCGAGCCGACGAGCCACGCCGGCGAAGAGCAUUUUGAUCACUCCAUUACCAGCCCUUCUGCCUUAGCUGCAGCACUUCGUCAGGUCGACAUGUCCGGGGGACUUGGACGGUCUCGCCCGACAUCGUUUGUGGGAUCUACUAGAUCUAGUAGUCCUAGAGAAUGUCCAACUCCUCGGUCUCAUCCGGGUGGGUUGAGCAUUCUAAGUCAAUCUCGAGAUUCACGCCGAGGGUCAACCCUACCGCUCGAGAGCGACAUUGGCGAGAGCGAGGGAAGCCUACGAUCAUCAUCAGUAGCCUCGCGAGGGCACAACAGGACCGAGUCGCCCAUUUCUGAAUUCGGCGAUCUAAGACGUGCAGCGAGCUCCAGGAGGCACAGGCGAAGCUUAGUGAUCCCAGAGACAGCUUCUCCUCGGCGGCAAGAAUCCCCGUCACGGAUGAUGACGCAACCAUCCUCUCCUCUGAGAAUCAAGGCUCGGGUUCUGCCUCAAGCGCACGAGUCAAUCAUUUCCCCCGAGGCAUCACCAAUGUUUCCUAGUAGCGAAUUCAGCUCCCCCAUUACUCAUCCGUCUCGACAUCACAGGAGACAGUCUUCAGCCGCAAUAUCUGACUUCGUCAUGAAGCCGCCGCCGUCUCCACGUCUCAAUGCUGGAAAUCAGCCGCCGCCGCAGCCCCGAUCGUCGCAGCCGUCGAUCAAAGACUUCGAGAUUAUCAAGCCCAUAAGUAAAGGAGCAUUUGGCAGCGUCUAUCUCUCGAAAAAGAAAUCUACUGGAGAAUAUUUCGCCAUCAAGGUGCUGAAAAAGGCCGACAUGGUCGCCAAAAACCAGGUCGGAAAUGUCAAGGCGGAGCGUGCUAUUAUGAUGUGGCAAGGACAAAGCGAGUUUGUUGCGAAGCUGUACUGGACAUUUUCUAGCAAGGAUUAUCUAUAUCUUGUCAUGGAGUAUCUCAACGGAGGCGAUUGUGCCUCCCUCAUCAAAGUGCUGGGUGGCCUUCCUGAAGACUGGGUCAAAAAGUAUCUUGGAGAAGUUGUCUUGGGCGUGGAGCAUCUUCAUGAGAGAGGGGUUAUCCAUCGAGACCUCAAGCCCGAUAACCUGUUGAUCGAUCAAAAGGGCCAUCUGAAGCUGACUGAUUUUGGACUUUCGCGCAUGGGUUUAGUAGGUCGACAGAAGAGAGCGUUGAACAGUGACGCAGAUUCUACUCCAGACUUGCUCAAGCAGGGACCAUUCGUGCGUUCUACGUCCAUGGCAUCCUCACGAUCAACAUCGCUCGAUAUCCAGGGCCAGACGUAUUCUCCCAGCGCAACGCCACAGAUGACACCGGAUGUCGGGAGCAUUGGCCAGCCGUCGUACUUCAGUCUCGGCCCUGCUCAGUCCGACCCACGCCGCAUUUCGAAUAGCCAUCGAAGCGACAGCGGUGGGAGCGAGACGCUGAGCCGCAUGGUCACUACGUUCUCCAUCCAUGACUCCGACUCGGGUUCUCAGCCUGCAAGCGCUAGGAUGUUCUUGGAUGAGGAUGCUGUAAUUCACGGAUCACCAGAUCUGGCACCAUAUUCAACCGCCAGAACUAGCAUGGACAGCCACGGUCGAAACUCUCACCCGCCACCAAACAUGAUACCGCCUCCCAUGGCAUUGUUUGAUCCCGAAGAUACAAACAGGCGCUUCGUCGGAACUCCAGAUUAUCUAGCCCCAGAAACGAUCAAGGGAGACAAGCAAGAUGAGACGAGUGAUUGGUGGUCUGUCGGAUGCAUCAUGUUUGAGUUUCUGUACGGGAUCCCGCCAUUCCACGCGGGUGAAGCCGAGCAGGUUUUCGAGAACAUCUUGGCCCGCAAGAUCCAAUGGCCAGAUGAUGCAGACUGUGAGCCGGUGUCUGAUGAGGCCAAGGACUUGAUCAACAAGCUGUUGUGCAUGGAUCCCCCGCAACGUUUAGGUUCCAAUCGUGAAGAAAAAUUUGCUUCUGGUGGUGAGGAGAUACGAAGCCAUCCCUGGUUUGCAGGAGUCAAUUGGGAAACCUUGUUGGAAGAUGAGGCUCAGUUCGUUCCUCAACCAGAGAACCCCGAGGAUACCGAAUACUUUGAUUCGAGAGGAGCCGUCCUUCAAUCGUUCGUAGAGGAGAUGGAGGACCAAAUGUCGCCCCAAUCUUCCACGACCGGGUCCACUGAUUAUCCAGAUAGGCCGCACGACGCCCUUUCGCGUGUCCGUUCGCAAGUAAACCAAGCGGGUAGGAAGCUGAUGCCACUACACAUUCCCCCUCACGUGCGGGACCUCAAAUCACGGAGGCUGAGCGAGCCAAUUGCUGCCGAUGACUUUGGUAGCUUCUCUUUCAAGAACCUGCCUGUAUUGGAAAAGGCAAACAAGGACGUGAUCCAGAAGCUUAGGGCAGAGGCCCUGGCAGUCCAAAGCAAGCAGUCAGCCGUUAGUCCCGGAGGGCUUGGAGGACUUGGAGGAGUGCCAUCUCCAGCACCGUCGCUUGAAGGCAGCCCCGUGGUAUCAACGCAUAUUCAAAGAACAUUGUCCAAUGCAAAGGCUCGCCCGCAAUCCCCAUCCGGCUUAAGCCUCGCGAAUGCGUCUCCCAAUAGGAUUUCGCAGGUCUCGCAGCCUUCACAGCCUUCAUCUCCUUUGCUGGUCUCUUUCACGGCAGCCGGACAAGUACCAUCAGAUGGCCGUAGAAAGGCAUCAAGUAACUCAUCCAGCUUGUCGUACCAAUCAUCAUCUUCUCUGCAGCCAAAUUCCGCCUUUGAGAUACCAAAAGUUCCCCCUAGCCUACAGAGGGCUGCAACAUCCGCAUCUGCAUCGCCGAUUAAACCCCGUAAUGGAAACACGGUGCCACCUCCACUUGCAUUGUCUCCAGGAAAAGUGUUGGCAACGCCGGUUCGGCAGGGAAGCACAUCUUCGACGAGCCGAUCGAGGUCCCUGACUGUGGGGUCGCAAGAAGCCAGCCCCAUAGCAACAGACAUGCUCCAGCAUCACCACCGCAAUCGUCGAAGCCAAGUGUUUGACAUGUCCCCCUCAUCAUCAGACAACGAAGGAGACAAGCAUAACGCUCUCUUGAGGGUCCAGCGGCGUCGGCAAAGCUCACGGCGACUCUCUCAGAUUGCCUUUGACAACGGACCGACAUUCCGACCCUUGGACGUGCUCAUCUGUGAAGACCAUCCCGUGUCUCGGAUGGUGAUGGAGAAACUGCUUGAGAAGCUACGCUGCCGCACCAUUUCCGUGGCUAACGGAUCGGAAGCAGUGCGAUAUUCGAUGAGCGAGAUCAAGUUUGACAUCAUCUUCCUUGAAUACAGACUUCCACAGAUCAAUGGAGCCGAUGUGGCCCGCAUGAUACGAGAGACCAAGAAUGCCAACUCGCACACCCCCAUUGUAGCUAUUACGGCCUAUCUGAAGGAACUGCAGGCGCCACACUACUUUGACUCGCUCAUUGAAAAACCCAUCAGCUCCUCAAAACUAACAGAGGUGCUUCGGAGCCUCUGCCAGUGGCAGCCCGAAUCCCCGCACCGGCCGGCUAUACCAUCCAUGCCACAAACUAUUCCGCUUAACCUGAGGAGAGCUCAUCCCCCUCGUCCAAUCGAUGACAGUCCAACGUCGAGCAUCUCUGCGUUUACGGGCCGCCAUGCAUCGGCGAUGGUGUCAAGCCGGGAAGAUUCCAUCACAUCUAGCAUGUUUGGGGAUUCGGAGUCUUACACUACGGAUGAGAUCCCGGUCGUCAUCAGCCGCAAGGCAACCGGUGAUUGGGGGGAUGACAGCGGUGGCCUUGGAAUCACCGACAUGGACGCGGCAGCUGGGCUUGAUAAUUCACCUAAAAGCAUACCCUUGCUCCUAUGCCAGCAGUCGGCACCAGCACACCUAGAAGUCAUGUCGCGCGGUCUUGAUAACCGUCUCAAGGUUAGGCAGGACAUUUUUGACAAGAAGCCUUCAGAAGGCACCGAGUCCGCGGACGACGAAGAUGAAGAGCUUGAUGGCAAGAGAGACAUGCAGCUGAGACGGGGAAGCAAGGCUGUGAUUGGAAAGGGCACAUUACCGAGCUCGAAGCUUGGCAUUGAAAUGAUGCGAGCGGAUAGCCAUGAUAGCGUCACAUUGUCAGAUAGCACAUCAGAAGCCGUGACGCAGGUAGCAACAACACCUUCCCUUGAAUUGGAGAGACAACUAGUCGGUAUGCCUCCAGACAUGGCGGCAGCACUGAGCACGCCAAACAAGACUGGGGCGGCCGAGGCCGAUCUAGAAGGCAUACUGGGCCCCGGGAGCACCGAGGCGACACCGAGACCACCCGUAGCCGGGACAGACACAGAUCGGACUGACAGCGGGGAUUCGGUGGUGAGAAUUCAACUAGAAGGAGACGACUCAACAACACCAAGGGCCUUGGGCAAACAAGCUUGA
Molecule: messenger RNA, 5826 nt
Organism: Trichoderma harzianum CBS 226.95
Lineage: Eukaryota; Fungi; Ascomycota; Sordariomycetes; Hypocreales; Hypocreaceae
Exons: 2
Coding region: 1-5826 (1941 amino acids)
Biological process (GO): peptidyl-serine phosphorylation; phosphorelay signal transduction system
Cellular component (GO): nucleus; cytoplasm
Molecular function (GO): ATP binding; protein serine/threonine kinase activity
Source: RefSeq, a predicted model, not a curated record